AUGACUUACAACGGCAUCCCAAACCCGUCCCUCCAGGUCACCAAGGACCACACCCUCGAAAUCAAGGAGGCCCCCGUCGAGCGGCCCGGCGCAGGCGAGGCCCUCGUCCACAUCAAGGCUACCGGUAUCUGUGGCUCGGACGUUCAUUUCUGGAAGCACGGCCAAAUUGGCGAGCUCAAGGUCCUCGGAAACUGUGUUUUGGGCCACGAAGCUGCCGGCGAGGUGGUCGAGAUCGGCGAAGGCGUCACGAACGUGAAAGUCGGCGACAGAGUGGCCAUCGAGCCGCAGAUGCCGUGCGGCCAAUGUUUCCUGUGUCUCCAGGGAGACUACAAUCUGUGCGAGGAAGUGGACUUUCUGUCUGUCUAUCCGUGCCACGGCACAAUGCAGCGGUUCAGAAAGACCAAGGCCACCACGCUCUUCAAGAUUCCCGCCAGCAUGACGUUUGAGGAAGGCGCUCUGUGCGAGCCGCUCAGCGUGGCCUACCACGGGAUCGAGCGCGCAGAGCUCGAGCUGGGCCGUGGAGCCAUGAUCUGCGGAGCCGGCCCCAUCGGUCUUGCCACGCUCGUGCUGGCCAACGCGAGCGGAGCCGCUCCGCUCGCGAUCUCCGAUCUGUCGGCAGAACGCCUUGCGUUUGCGAAAAAACUCGUUCCAAGAGUCCAAACGUACCAGAUCGACCCGAAGCUGAGCCCGCAGCAGAACGCGAUUGGCGUCCGGAAACUUUUCGGGCCAACAGAGGAGGACGCGCCGCCAAGAGUGCUCGAGUGCACGGGUGUCGAGAGCAGCAUUGUCACCGGAGCCUACAUCGUGAGACGGAGCGGCACGCUGAUGGUGAUUGGCGUGGGCAGAGACAUCAUCAACAACUUCCCGUUCAUGCACUUGUCUCUGGGAGAGGUGGACGUCAAGUUCAUCAACAGAUACCACCAGUCGUGGCCUGCGGUGAUCAGACUGAUCAGCGACGGCAUAGUUGACGUGCAGCAGUUUGUGACGCACCGGUUUCCGCUUGAGAAGGCGGACGAGGCAAUCAAGCUCUCGAGCGACCCGAAAAACGGCAGCAUCAAGGUCAUCAUCGAGGACCAGCUCCGUGUGCUGUAG
This is a messenger RNA of Ogataea angusta, 1092 nucleotides long. RefSeq lists its product as uncharacterized. The coding region runs from base 1 to 1092 and encodes 363 amino acids. Gene Ontology annotation, biological process: D-sorbitol catabolic process. NCBI's taxonomy places the organism in Eukaryota, Fungi, Ascomycota, Pichiomycetes, Pichiales, Pichiaceae. The record is from RefSeq and is a predicted model, not a curated record. The transcript has a single exon. Gene Ontology annotation, molecular function: L-iditol 2-dehydrogenase (NAD+) activity; zinc ion binding.